Messenger RNA from Paramecium pentaurelia, 617 nucleotides. The record is from the annotation of a GenBank genome assembly. Lineage: Eukaryota; Ciliophora; Oligohymenophorea; Peniculida; Parameciidae.
UAAUGGGAAAAUAAUAUGCCAGAGAACCUGCUGUUGCAAAAAAAUCAGCAAAGGCUAAAGCUAGUGAUUUAAGAACUCAUUUUAAGAAUACAUAUGAAGUAGCAAGAGCACUUAAGGGUUAAACUCUUGCUUAGGCUCUUAAAUAUUUACAAGAUGUCCUUUAACAUAAGAGAUGCGUUCCAUUCACAAGAUUUAAUGGAGGUGUUGGUAGAACUGCAUAAGCUAAAGAAUUUGGCAGAUCCUAAGGUAUUUGAGUAUUAAAAUCAAUUUUUUAGGUAGAUGGCCAGAGAAAAGUGUUAGAAUUGUAUUGUCUCUCUUAUAAAAUUUAGCAGCUAAUGCUUAAGUUAAAAAUUUGAGUAAUGAAAAAUUGAUCAUCAAUCAUGUUCAAGUUAACAGAGCUCAAAAGGGAAGACGUAGAACAUACAGAGCUCAUGGAAGAAUCAAUCGUAAAAUUAUUAUACUUAUUAUUCAAUUAGCAUUCCUAUCAUCAAAUGCACAUGUUGAAAUCUGGGCAUCCGAAAGAGAUGAGAAUGUUAAAAAAGAAGCAAAUAAUAAAGUUGUUGCUCGUUAAUCAAGAAAAUAAGCAGCUAGAUCCAAAUUAGCAAUUGGUGCAUGAG